AUGGUGACCCUCGACGAGGUAUCCCAUCUCAUCCCCAAAUCCGCAUCUGAUGGCGCAACCACCACCCUCGAACGAGUCGCCGAUUCAUACAAGCCCCUCCCCUCCUUCGAACUCGACAAACAACGGUCCUACAAGCAGCAAUAUGGCGACAUGUACUUCCUCCGUCUCACCAAGAUCAAGCCCGCCGUAGAGCAAGUCGCAUCAACCGCUUGGGAAGGAACCGUCAUCGGCGGCGAGGAAGUGAAAAAAGUCGAACGAGUCCUUGACGUCCGCCAAGGCGAGCUUUGCUGGGUCGCGGGCACAGUAUACAUGGAUAUGCCGCUCAAGCCUAACAUUCUAGAAGAUGUGUCCAAAGACCGGUGGAUUUCCGCCCCCAUAUCAACCCAGCAGACCUACUUCUCCCACGACGGCUCCGACCAAACCAUGCUGGAAGACGACUCCGGCCGCAUCCGUCUAGUAGGAGACCUGUUACAGAGCAUCCCCCUCGUAACGGGGUGCAUAAUCGCCGUCAUGGGCACCGAAAACAGCAGCGGUGAAUUCGAAGUCAUCGACCUCAAGUUCCCCGACCUCCCCGCCCAACCCGACCGAUGGGCCCUCUCCAAGAAACCCAGCACAAACGGCCACGGCAAGCGGAAACAAAUCAAAGACGAGGAUGAGGACGAGGAAAUGACGGACGUCUCAUCGCGCAGCAAAAAAAUCGCCAUCGUAUCAGGACUCUCCUUCUCCAACACGGACGCCUCUCAUGCCAUCGAACUCAACCUCCUACAAGAAUACCUCCUCGGCGAGGCACUCGCCUCGACUGACCAGGAAGAAGUCGCAUCCAUAAGCAGGCUCAUCAUUGCUGGAAACUCCAUCUCCACUACAACGGAGCGCAAAGAAGAGGAAGUCGAGAAGAAGGGCAGCAAAAAGUACGGCUACGACGCAAGUUCCUACAAUGCCGUCCCGUCACAGCUCUUCGACGAGUUCGUCAGUGUGUUGCUGCCUUCUAUGCCGGUUACGCUUCUCCCGGGGGCGCAGGAUCCCGCCAACGCAAGCUACCCCCAGCAACCUAUCCACAUGGCCAUGUUCCCUCGCGCAAGGGCAUAUGGUCCUGAGCCGGCCAAUUCCAAGGAACCGGGGUGGUUUGACGCGGUCACGAAUCCGUGGGAGGCGGAGAUCGAGGGGUGGAGGGUCCUGGGUACGGGGGGCCAGAACGUAGAUGAUGUGUGCAAGUAUGUGGAUAGUGAUGAUAGACUGGGCAUGAUGGAGGCCAUGUGUAGAUGGAGGUGUUGCGCGCCAACCGCCCCUGAUACAUUGUGGAGCUAUCCGUUUCAGGAAGACGAUCCUUUUGUCAUGAGUACGUGUCCGCAUUUGUAUUUUGUGGGUUGCCAGCCUGAGUUUUCGACAAAGACGAUUGCUGGACCCGAGGGCCAAUCCGUCAGACUAGUUACUGUGCCGUCAUUCGCGGAGACAAAGGAGCUGGUGCUUGUUGAUAUGGAAACGAUGGAGGUAGAGUUGGUUGGGUUUGGGAAGAAGAGAUAA
This is a messenger RNA of Pochonia chlamydosporia 170, 1521 nucleotides long. RefSeq names its product DNA polymerase subunit delta-2. Gene Ontology annotation, biological process: DNA strand elongation involved in DNA replication; DNA replication. Gene Ontology annotation, molecular function: DNA binding. NCBI's taxonomy places the organism in Eukaryota, Fungi, Ascomycota, Sordariomycetes, Hypocreales, Clavicipitaceae. The record is from RefSeq and is a predicted model, not a curated record. Gene Ontology annotation, cellular component: delta DNA polymerase complex. The coding region runs from base 1 to 1521 and encodes 506 amino acids. The transcript has 4 exons.